UUGCCCCAUUUUGAACAAGUGAUUCUUUAGGCGGAAACCCUACUCGUUGAUUCCAACAAUCGAUCUCCUCCGAUGACAACGGCGGCUGCAUCAUCUCUAUCCCAUUCCUCCAUUCGCCGUGGAUUGUUGGCGUCAGUGUUUCUUCUUCUCUGUUUCUCUUGGCAAGGAAUCUAUACAUAACCAAGAAAUUGGUCUAAGAAUUUAGUGAGCGAUGUGGUGGCGUCGCGGCGUUCUUACUCAUGCGCAGGGAUUGCUUAGGUCAACAUGCGAGCCCACUCGGUUAUUUACCGUGCUUUCUUUCUCAGAUUCGCCUGCAAAGAAAAAAGGAAAAGCAACUCCUUUACAGGAGAGGAGGAUGGUGGAUCGUUUUAGGUUAUGGGCCAAAGGAGGUGACGGAGGAAAUGGGUGCUGGAGCUAUCGGCGGAGCCGAACAGACCGCCAUGGCGCGCCAGAUGGUGGCAAUGGUGGAAGAGGUGGUGAUGUUUAUUUGGAAUGCUCAGCAGCAUUGUGGGACUUCAGUAAUCUGCAACAUCACGUGGUGGGUGAAGUCUUCCAUAUAACAGAAGUCUUUUUUUUUUUUUCUUCUGCAAACUAAUUUAGUUGAUGAUAACCAUGAAAUGUAUUGUCGUAGUCCUGGGAUCAAUUAAUCCUGCCUAAAGAAAAUCUUUGCUUUGGCAGACAACUUUCCUAAAACAAACUGUGCGAUUAGAGCCAUGACUGAGUGUUUGAGAGUUAUUUUGUUUCCACUAUCUGUCCAAAUUCAAGCACAUUAACGUACACUAA
Dendrobium catenatum is the source of this 783-nucleotide messenger RNA. RefSeq lists its product as uncharacterized. The record is from RefSeq and is a predicted model, not a curated record. The transcript is spliced from 4 exons. Lineage: Eukaryota; Viridiplantae; Streptophyta; Magnoliopsida; Asparagales; Orchidaceae. The coding region runs from base 240 to 560 and encodes 106 amino acids.